Cyprinodon variegatus (sheepshead minnow) is the source of this 1889-nucleotide messenger RNA. RefSeq names its product gastrula zinc finger protein XlCGF57.1-like. The record is from RefSeq and is a predicted model, not a curated record. The coding region runs from base 43 to 1692 and encodes 549 amino acids. The transcript has 3 exons. Gene Ontology annotation, biological process: regulation of transcription by RNA polymerase II. Lineage: Eukaryota; Metazoa; Chordata; Actinopteri; Cyprinodontiformes; Cyprinodontidae. Gene Ontology annotation, cellular component: nucleus. Gene Ontology annotation, molecular function: DNA-binding transcription activator activity, RNA polymerase II-specific; RNA polymerase II cis-regulatory region sequence-specific DNA binding.
ACUGAGACAAAGACGAGCUUUGAUAACGUUACCAGCAGCCUGAUGGCGACAGCUGAUCCAAAAAGCAUCACUGCUGCAAAUCUGGGCACAGCAGAGGCCGGCUUGAUGCUCCGCUCUGAUGGAGAUGAGUCUGGAGCUUUGGACCAAGAGGAGAAACCGCAGGAUCUGCCUGAUGAUAAACAGACGAUUAAAGAAGAAGCUGAUGAAGACCUGAGACCUUGUGCUGUUCUGCAUGAGCCAGAGCUCCACCACAUAAAGGAGGAAGAGGAGGAAGUCUGCACCAGUCUGCAGGGAGAGCAGUUCAGCCGUUCAGUUCAGUUUCCAGUAACUCUUCAUCCCAUAAAGAACGAGGAUGAUAAACAGUGCCCUGCAUUCCCACAGCUUUAUCAAGAACACAUUAAAGGUAAAACGUUUCCAGGAGAGAAUGAUGGAGAAGGAUGUGUGAGGAUAAAAGAUCAUCAAGAUGGGUCAUUUUCCUUAAAAACUGAAGAGGACAUAAAGCAGUCUGAGCCAAAUCAACUAUUAGCCUCUGGACUAAAAAACAAGGACAUGGACUUUGACAGCAUUAACAGACCUUCUUGCUCAUCCGAGUUUGCUCAACAAGUUCUUCACAGAAGCUGUGUUCAGAAAGAUAUAAAGCAAUCAGAAAUAAGAGCUUUAAGCUCCCUGGAUGGUGAGAAAUGCUUUACGAAGUUUAGCUGUGAAGACUGUGGCGAAAAAGAUGCCGGAUUAAAUAGACAUACGACAAUUCACACAGGAGUCAAACCUCUCUGUUGCGACCAAUGUGGACAUAGAUUUAGCCGGAAGGGAGAUUUCAACAGACACAUGAGGAUCCACACUGGACAGAAACCUUACUGUUGUGAUCUAUGUGGAAAAAGAUUCGCGUAUAAACAAAGUUUAAACAUACACACAAGGACCCACACGGGACAGAAACCUUUCUGUUGUGCCAUAUGUGGACAUAGAUGUAGCGAGAAGGACAGCUUAAACAAACAUUUGAGGAUCCACACGGGACAGAAACCUUACUGUUGUGACAUAUGUGGGAAGAGAUUUAGCCUGAAGGGGAGUUUAAACAGACACACGAGGAUCCACACAGGACAGAAACCGUUCUGUUGUGAUCUAUGUGGAGAAAGAUUUCGGCGUGAAGAAGCUUUAAAUGCACACACGAUGAGCCACACAGGAGAGACACCUUUCUGUUGUGCCCUAUGUGGACUUACAUUUAACAGGGAAGUCAAUUUAAACAAACACCUGAGGAACCACGCAGGAGAGAAACCUUACUGUUGCGACCAAUGUGGAAAAAGAUUUAGCUUGAAGGGAAAUUUAAACAGACACGCGAGGAUCCACACGGGACAGAAACCUUACUGUUGCGACCAGUGUGGAAAAAGAUUUCGGCAUAAAGAAAGUUUAAACACACACACGAAGACCCACACGGGACAGAAACCUUUCUGUUGUGACCAGUGCGGACAAAAAUUUAGCCUGAAAGGAAAUUUAAAUGCACACAUGAGGAUCCACACGGGAGAGAAACCUUUCUGUUGUGCUCUAUGUGGAAAAAGAUUUCGGCAUAAAGAAAGUUUAAGCGCACACACGAGGACCCACACGGGACAGACACCUUUCUGUUGUGACCAGUGUGGACAAAAAUUUACUCAUAAAGAAAGUUUAAAGAGACACAUGAAGAUCCAUACAGGAGAGAAAUGACUCAACCUACGCAGCUGCAAGUGCUUAUAUAUAUUUGCUCCAUCACCAUUGAGCGCCACAUUUUUCACUUCUUUUCAGAAUUUUACAGGUGGAUUGAUCUUAGAUUUAGUUCUCAACACGUGUCUUUCUUCAGUUCACUUGGAAUCCAGGGGUUAUUAUUUGGGUAUCAUUUUACUGUCCUAGGGAUGCUGUUAUAU